AUGCCCAAUUUGGAGCAACUUAAACAGCAGCGCGCUAAUCUGCGUCGAAACAUAUCGCGCAUUCGCAAUUCUGUCGACACAAAACUUGCAAUUUCGUCCGCUGAAUUGAAUUGUCGUUUGGCUAUAUUAGAGGCCUACUUUAAGCAAGUUAUGACAGUUCAGACCGAAAUUGAGCAGCUGGAUCCAGACGAAGCAGAGCGUGAGACCAGAGGAGAAAUAGAAGAUACGUGCGUCGCUAUCAAGGUGUGCAUUAAUGAGCAGCUAGGUUCAGAUGCCCACAAUUUGACUGUUGCUGACUCAGUUCAUUGCGCUUCUCACUCAACUUCUAUGAAGCUGCCACGUCUGUCACUACCAGUUUUUGAUGGAAAAUACUCCGACUAUAAAAACUUUAUAACAUCGUUUAAGUUAGUCGUUGAUAAGCAGUCUACUUUGUCAUCCAUCGAAAAGUUCAAUCAACUAAUCAAUUGCUUACGUGGCCCGGCCUUAGAAACUGUCAAGGCUUUUCAAAUCACUUCGGAAAAUUAUUCAAAGGCGCUGGAACGCCUCAAGGCCCGCUAUGAUAAUCCAACGCUCGUAUUCUUGGACAACAUAAAUUCGCUUUUUACUUUACCUAGUGUUUCAAGGUCAAAUGCGAAACAGCUUCGUAGCCUGAUCGACAACUCAUCAGCCUAG
Molecule: messenger RNA, 672 nt
Organism: Rhagoletis pomonella (apple maggot)
Lineage: Eukaryota; Metazoa; Arthropoda; Insecta; Diptera; Tephritidae
Exons: 1
Coding region: 1-672 (223 amino acids)
Source: RefSeq, a predicted model, not a curated record